Messenger RNA from Lycium ferocissimum, 1794 nucleotides. RefSeq lists its product as uncharacterized. NCBI's taxonomy places the organism in Eukaryota, Viridiplantae, Streptophyta, Magnoliopsida, Solanales, Solanaceae. The transcript is spliced from 7 exons. Gene Ontology annotation, biological process: proteolysis. The record is from RefSeq and is a predicted model, not a curated record. Gene Ontology annotation, molecular function: cysteine-type peptidase activity. Bases 670 to 1794 code for a protein of 374 amino acids.
AUUUCUCUAGGGUGCUGAUAGCGCGGCUCCGGUUCAUGUGCAUUUUACUGACAUACAUCAGCUAGCCGACGACUACAUUCACCAGGAUGUUGGAUUACAAAUGGAAAUAGAUACAGGUCAUGCAGCGUCAACAGAGGGAGUUGGUAUGCAACAGCUUGAUGUGCCUGAUAUUGGAAUGGAUCAUGGCAACGGGAGUGGGGAAACAUUAAAGGCAUCUACUGAAGAGAUUCAAGAAGGUGGUGAUAAUUCUGGAGAACACAAGGAAUCAACGGUACAAUAAAUCAAAUACAUCUGAUUUUUUCAAAAUCUUUAUUUGUAUUUAAUGUAUUUCCAUUUCAUGAAUAGGAAUACAUAGUUCAAUUUCCUAAAGACGCCAUAUCUAACAAAUCGCCAGUCGUAUCAGCGAACUCCGCCGACAUAGCAGAGGUCCUAGCUGAUAUUUCUCGCACAGGCUUCUCUUUGGGCCCCUCUCAUGAAAAGAGUGUUGUACAACACGAAGAUCGUUCUGUUUUUGAGACACCGCACAAAGUUGGUGAGAACGUGCUACCUCUCUCUCAAUUUCUCUUGCUCGACGAGCUGCUUCCAAGCCAAAUUCCCGAAAGACGAAUAGUUUUGCAUCCAUCAGUGGCCCACAAUAGGCGUCCUAGUAAAUAUCAAGUUUCCCCUUUCAUGGAGGAUUACGACUCUGCUUCAGGAAAUUAUUUACAAACAACAGUUAAUGUAUUUAAUUUUGUGUAUUCAAAAGUAUAUUUUUUUGAUCAUAUAUAUUUGUAUAUUUCAGGUGGUUCACAAUUCAUCAGUGUGCGCAUUUUUUUUAAAAAGUAUCCAUUCGUGGAAGAUCCCAUCACCGGCCCAGUCGACGUAGAGCUUUUUGAUAAAUACUUGACGUGGAUUCGUAAGAGACUGCUUGUCAGGCAUGAAAACAAAAAGAACAACGAGGAUCGUUACAGAAAGAAGAUGGAAGCUUUUGAGAAUGAUGCAGAUUAUACUUAUAAUUUUGGCAUCACAGUAGUUGAAAACAAAAACUGGUUCUACCAGUUAUCAAUGAGUGGCCAGCUAUGGAAUGAUGAGCACAUUGACGUGAUUUUCUACUACUUGCGAAAGAAAGGCAAGUAUGACACAAGGAGCACUUUCAAAUACACCACAGUUGACUGUCUCUUCAUGCAAAAGGUUGAUCAAACGUAUCUUGCAUAUAACAACCCGGAAACUGGACCCAAUGUAGCCAACGAAGAAGAUGACAUAUGUCAAUAUGUUAAGGGUCACAGGUUGCAUGCAAAUGUCCCGUGGCAUUCAGUUGACAAUAUUCUUAUACCUGUCAACAUCAAAGAGGAUAAUCAUUGGAUUUUGGUUGUACUCUCAUUCAAUGACAGUUAUGACAGGCGACUUUAUGUGUACAACUCAUACCGAGGCGGCGCAGGCCAUAAUGUAGUUGUUAAAAGGGAAAUACAAAAGCUUGCUACCCUCCUGCCACAUUAUCUACACAUCAGUGGAUUCUACACUAAAAAAAUUGGCAUCAAUUGGAUGAAUCACCCAGCAUAUAUGGACAUGUCACAGAAUGAGAACAUUCAAGUGGAGUAUGUAGAAAAUCUAUCGCAACAAGACACUAACAGCGUGGAUUGUGGUAUUCCAACACAAAUAGAUGCAAAGAUGAUCCGCACUAGAUACGAUGCACUCCUUUGGGACUACGCUGCACGGAAGAUCGAUGAACAUGCUAUGAGCAAUAUCCAGGCGCCACCAAAACUAGUUAGGCCAGCAGUAGAUUAUGACAAAGUUGACACAAUUGAUGUUACUUAG